UUUAUUCAUCUUGUACCGCUUUAUCCUCCACAUGAGGGUCAAGGGGGGGCCCUUGUGCCAAUCCCAGCUGAUAUAGUGCGAAAGGUGCGGUACGCCCAUUUGUGAUUAAAUGAAUCAGGUUUUUGCUCAUUUAAUCAUGGAAACACAGACUGCCCUUAGACAAAUAGUCAGAGUUUAGAUACCGAUCAGUCUACAUUUAGUUAUGUGGCUAAUCUCCAAAGGCUCAAAGGAAUCAUUUGACCCCAUUUAUAUCUCUGAUUCUGAAUCUACCACAGACAAAACGACAAAACAGACACGGUGCUAAAAGGUGAAAAGUGUGAAACAGAGGAAAACAUUAUUAUUUAUUCAGACUCCAAGGUUUUUGUGGACUGAAGGGAAAACUGGAGCAGAGCAACCCGUUCUACCUAUGUCAUUACAAGCAGACACUGCAUCAGCAACAGGAAGUCAUCAUGCUAAAGAUGUCGUACAGUAUGCUGUGGUUUGCUGGGUUAUUAUCAAUUCCUAUUAUUUCACAACAGAGCGUCCCAAACCUCAGCGGUUUGAGGCCCCUGAAAAUUUAGCAGAACUGAUACGUAAGCACAAACGUAGCACAACAGUGAAAUAAGAAGAUUAGGUUUAAAAAAAAAUUACAAAAUAAGACGUUGUUAUUCAUAGUUUCUAUCCCCAGAAUAAAAGAAAAUGAGUAUGUUUUGAAUAAUUUGACAAAUGGAAGAAUCUUUUCAUUCCUGCCUGAAGUCCACCUGUAAUACCUCCAAGGGCCACACCUUGAACAAAACAAAGCACAGAAGAAGUUGACGAUCCACUUUGUGAAGUGACUCAGUCAGAACCCAGAGCUCAGCCCAAAUGUGGAAUAACCGCUCAAGAGAGACUAUGAACAAAUGAGGUUUGUAAGGAAAAACGGUGACUUUGUCCACCCACGCAUGUGAAUGUUUGGUGUGUUAAUUAUUAACAGAAAUUUUGGAGAAACAAUGUGUGUUUACCAAUUCUGGGUAAACACUGUGUGUUUACCGGCGUUCAGACUACGAACACAGUGCAAGUAAUUAAUGCGGUCAAACGAGAAAUUCCAAAUUUUAAACUUGUCAGACUUGCCUGUUUUUCUCCCGACCCAACCUUUGUCUACAAUUAUCAUCUGCCUUCAGGCAGCUGCAGCAAAUAGAUGUUAGAUAGAUGUUCAGGACGAGCAGCUCCUGAACAUGUGUAUAGUAUAAUUAUUGUAACAGUGUUUUGUUUAUUUUACCAUUCACCAUUGAAUAUUUAUUAUUCAUUAGUAUGUUGUAGUGUGGAUGACCACACUUUAUAGUAUUACUUUUGUAUUAAUGUGUUAGUCUAUUUUUUUGCAUGGAAAACUAGCUUUGUUUAUUUUGGGUGACAGUGGGGGGUGGGGGCACAAAAUCCCAAUGCUGCCUAUAGGGUGGCAAAAUGCAUAGGACCGGCCCUGGUUGGGGAUAUAGCUUUGGUUGAAGACUUUUAUUAAACUUAACCUCCAGAUGUGAUGUCCAUGUGUCUUCACUCUGAGAAGGAAGUGCAACAGUUCAGUCUCCCUUUCAUUUCCUGGUAAAGGACUAGAAUAUGCAUUAUGUCUUCUGGGUGUCGAUCAAAAGACAAGUGUGCGGCGCGUGCGAUGCGGUAUACGCCCACUGCGUGACUUUGACUGACACCAAAUGACGCAAUAAGUCAGUCGCCAAACAUGGCGAGGUUAAGUGAGCACGGCAUUCGCCUGAGUUCCAUGAGUCCUUCAUUUCUAAACAGCAACUCUACAAGCCACACCUGGCCUUUCAGCGCGGUGGCAGAGUUAAUAGAUAACGCGUCCGAUCCCGGUGUAUAUGCUAAGCAGAUCUGGAUUGAUGUGAUCGAUGAAGCCGGUCACCCCUGUUUAACAUUCAUGGAUAAUGGCAGUGGUAUGACCCCCAACAAACUGCACAAGAUGCUCAGUUUUGGUUUCACAGAAAAAGGCUCGGGUAAAGCCAGUCAGCAGGCCAUCGGCGUGUACGGAAAUGGUUUCAAGUCCGGCUCAAUGCGUCUGGGCCGCGAUGCUCUGAUCUUCACCAAAAACGGCGGCUGCCAGAGUGUGGGAAUGUUGUCCCAGACCUACCUGGAAAACAUCAAGGCCCAGGCUGUCAUCGUCCCCAUCGUCCCCUUCAACCAACAAACCAAGUCACUGGUGGUGACAGAGGACUCCGAGGCGAGCCUGGCAGCCAUCCUGCAGAACUCCAUCAUCAGCUCCCUGGAGCAGAUACACGCACACUUUGACUCCAUGGCUUUCAAAAAAGGCACCAAGAUAUUCAUCUGGAACAUCCGCAGGACCACGGAUGGAAAGACAGAGAUGGACUUUGACACUGAUGUGAGUGACCUCCGUUUGCCUGAGAUUCAGAUCGAGGAGAUGAAGAAGGGACUGAGGAACAGUGGGUCCCUGAGAGCUGAGCUGAACGUCCCCGACAUGUUCUACAGUCUGCGGGCCUACCUCAGUAUUUUGUAUCUGAAGCCGAGGGCACAAAUUAUACUGAGGGGGAAGAAGGUUAUCACCAAGCUGGUGUUGAAGAGGCUGACGCGCGCUGAGCAUGACGUGUACAAACCACAGUUCAGCAAAGAGAAGGUGAAAGUGACCUUUGGGCUGAAUCCCACAAAUAAAGACCAAUAUGGAAUCAUGAUGUACCACAAGAACCGACUCAUUAAGGCUUAUGAGAAAGUGGGAUGCCAGCUCAAGGCCUCUGGUCGACGAGCAGGAGUCGGAGUCAUCGGUAUCAUUGAGUGUAACUUUCUCAAACCUGCUCACAACAAGCAGGACUUUGAGUACACUAAAGAAUACAGACUCACACUCGGUGCUUUGGGCCUUAAACUCAAUGAGUACUGGAAGGAGUUGACAGAGAAGAAGGCCAGAGAGCGAGAGUUCCACGCGGUAGACAGAGAUCAAGAUGAAGAUGACACUGAUGGCGGCCCUGUGUGGCUACAGUGUGAAGAGUGUCUGAAGUGGCGGAAAGUCCCUGCAGGACAUUACAGUGUUUCCCCUGAAAGCUGGUACUGCAGCCAGAACCCCAAUCCACGUUACAGAAGUUGUUCUCUUCCCGAAGACGCAGAACAGAGCGAGGAGCUGCUUACACCCAGCUACCAGAAAAAACACAAGAAACAAGAGCAUCUUCUCAAGGGCAGAAAAAGAGAGAAUUCACUUGAGGUGUGUGCCUUUCAGGACCAAGAGGUGAAACAUCAAAUCCUCAGUCGUAGCACAUCAGAGCCGAUUCAGCCCGCCUUCCAGUCCAGCUGCUCACCACCGAGAUGCCACGUGGAAGAAAACACGCUUGAACACGGUCAGACAAACACAGGCAAUCACCCUGCACGUCGGCGCACGAAUGGCGAGGAAAAAAACACACAACAGAAAGCCGCGGGAAGACACACGGCCUUUAAGGACAGGACACGCACCACACAAGGAGGGGUGCAAGUGAGAAAUGUGACAAAUUAUCACAAAACUAAAGAGACAGGCACAAGUGAAGACACAGACGUGGAGCCAGUGCAGAGACGAGAAGAGAGCACCGAUACAUUCAGCCACAUAGAGAAAGCAGCGUUUUUAUGUAACAGUGUGAAAAAGAAGCUGUGCCGUUUGGAGGAGCGACAGCCUGACUCAGAGAAUAUGGCAGAAGAAAUGGAUCCUCACAAACAAACAAAAGUGUCUGAGCCUCUACACCAAGUGGAAAUGCCAGGUGGUGGAGCACAGGUAAUACCCACCCACCUCAUCUUGACCCACUCGCUCACCUCCGCCCAGAAUGUGACGCUCCUUCCACUGAAUCAAGCAGAAGAACCUCGGAGCACAACGCUGCCACUCACAGGGAGCGACCGGGAGGCUGAAGUACAGAAACAGAAACUGGCUGAUUUAGAGAAAGAGGUUCAGGGUCUUCGGAGGCUUCUAGGUCUAGAAGUCACAAAGACAUCUCAAGGCACAAUGACAACUGUUGAUUCUGGUGCUGAAAAGCCUAAAGAAGUGGGCUGCCAGACAAACAUCUGUGAGAUUUCUUCUUCAUCAUGCUGCCUGACUCAUACCCUGAUGGUCCAGGAUCAGGCGGCUUUAUGUGAACCAGCAGAGCAGAACGGAACCAGUAAGGAGAAAAAUGAAAGUGAAGACAACAGAUCAGCUCAGGAGAAUCUGCGCACUGUUCGUAACAAUCUGGUUGUUCUUCUCACGGCGCUCCUGCCCCAACUGGACCUGACUGGCAUCAGUCUGGAAACCACUGACGUGGACAGCAUCCUGCAGCAGAUCAUAGACGUCAACUCACUGAAACUAUGAUCAGCAUCGUUAUGGAAUCCAGUGGUAAUAAAAGUAAUUAAAGAGGCAAAACCAAAUGCAUUUUGCUCAUUUAAAAACCCAUGUUAUUGUUGCAUUACUGUCAUGUGGAUGAACUCUGUAACACAGUAUUUUUUUUAUUAUGACUGUUUUGUCUUUAGCAGUUACAGUCAAGACAACAAAGUGAUUUUUUUUAAUUGAUUUUAGUAUCAAAUACAUUUUCUUAAGUUACACAUUUAUGACAUUUCCUAUUUGUGUUUGUCUCAUUUUGAUAUUUUCAACCAUGUUUGUAUAUAUUAAUGUAAUAAUACUCAUCACAGAAGACAUCUUUUUUCUCUGAGUUCUCAAAUGAGAGCCAUUUCCUUGUCACAGUCUUUUUCCCUCCAGCAGUGCAGUGUAUUUAUUAAAUAUACUGCUGGUUUAAAUAGUCUCUCUUUUCAGCAAACCUUGGGACACAAAAUAAGGUCUUUCUCUCCUGGGGAACAGGAUGUCCAAGUUCUUAAGAACACAACAUUCCCAGGAAAUAUGAUAGCGUACUGUAGAUGAACGACACCAACUCCCAGAAUGCACUGCGCUCGCUGGCCUGCGGGGCACAGCCAUACGCCACACCCCCUUCUUAGCAAGUGAAGCUAGUUGUGUAAACACACGAAUCCCCAUGAGGAAAUAGUUGGCAAAUACAUUACGGACUUGUAAAUUACUCACGUUUUUUUGUACGGUGCUAAAUUGUACCGGACUGUGCAGUAAAAACAAGACAAGGACAAGCAGUAAGUGCCCAUCAUUUGCCGGUCAGAGAUACAGAGCGGUGCUAACAAGCUGAUAGCCUGAAGGCUAAUGCUAACGCUAUCAGCUUGUUUGCAUUGAUAAACCAUCCGGAGUUUGCAGAAGACACGUGGAAAAGUUGGACACUCAGAGGGUUUACUGUCUCCAUUUCCAACAGGAAGACGUCACUGAGCGGAGAAACAUGGUUUAAUCAAGUCUUGGAGACAAUGUUCACACCACACAGUGUCUGCUCAUCUUCCAGACUCCUCUACGUAGCUGUGCCACAUCAGAUUCUGUCGC
Molecule: messenger RNA, 5329 nt
Organism: Solea solea (common sole)
Lineage: Eukaryota; Metazoa; Chordata; Actinopteri; Pleuronectiformes; Soleidae
Exons: 18
Coding region: 1688-4273 (861 amino acids)
Cellular component (GO): nucleoplasm; nucleus
Molecular function (GO): zinc ion binding; ATP hydrolysis activity
Source: RefSeq, a predicted model, not a curated record